AUGGAGCUCUUCUUUGGUGUCUCGCUGACACGAUCCACGCACCCAAGCAUCCUAGGCUCAACCUCGCUCAGAUCUGCCGAUCUCCCUGUUGUUGUCUGCGGGGUCAUUGGAUCCGCCAUCAUCUACUUCGGAGACUUACUUCAGUCAGGCGAUGGAAGCACCACCUUAUUUUUUAUCAUCACAGUGGUGUUUGUGACUCGUUUAUCUCUUUCCUUGACGGAAAACGUCGCGUCACGGUCGCUGAGGCAAAAUUCAAGCGCCAGAACUUCUGUGCUCGCCAAUUUUUUGUAUUUGGCAGCAGGUGUAGCAUCUUUCUUUGCAUCGUGGCAAGCUCCCACCACACUUACAACGCCUUCAACCGCUACUAUGAGUACGGUGCUUCCGCUCCUGGUGUACAUUACCAACUUUGCUCUACUGGCUGCAGGUAUCAAACUUACGACUGGAUUGGGCCUUUGCUCACCGUUCGCUGAGGCUCAGGGCAUCUGCAAAGACAAAUUUCAACAAGAUUUUUCAGAUGUGGUGUUCUAUCAUCUCUUACUAUUAGCAAUUGCAAUGAUUCAAGACACUCUAUUGGGUUUGAUUCAGCCUUUUCCGAAGAAAUUUCUGCCAGCCGUACGCCGACUCAGAACGCCUUACGCCUUCGUGCUCUUUCCAACAUUCUUCCAACUCCACCAUACCUCGCUGUGGGCAAGAAUGAUCCCGUUGAUGGCAGAGGGUGUCGACUCCUUGGUUUUUCACCUCGCUUCCGGACUCCUUCCAGCGCCUGCUUUGACUUUUGAGCGAUUCGCUCAGUCCCUUAUUGGCCCACCGGCAAGUCUCUGGCCAACUCGUUUCUCUGGACUAGCCGUUGUUGCCAUCAUUCUCGUAUUUGCGCCGACCGUAAUUGGUUAUCGUAAUCGAUAUUCGAUCUUUAUCGUCGCCGGGGUUUUGUUGCUUGUCAUGCCUGCUUUGCCUUGGGAUAUAAGUGAGGAAGUUUCAUCCGUGAUUGUGUUGGUUUUUGCAUUUUCCCUCUUCAACCGCAUCUUCAAGUCUUCUUCUAGUAUCUCAGGAUAUGGAACUCUCAGUUUGACGAUUCUAAACCAAGUAUUGCUUGUGUUUUGGAGUCUUCUCUUUCGUUACUCUGAGGAAGUCAAAAAUGAGUACUUCCGAGCAGAGAUACCCGCCAUUCAAAGAGCUCUCGUGGCAACUUCAGGAUCGUCCAAACCCUUACCGGAUCAACCUCAUUCAGUUUGGUGCGCGACUCCCAGUUUAGCAUAUGCCCUCCUGGAUACCGAUUGA
This is a messenger RNA of Marasmius oreades (fairy-ring Marasmius), 1278 nucleotides long. RefSeq lists its product as uncharacterized. NCBI's taxonomy places the organism in Eukaryota, Fungi, Basidiomycota, Agaricomycetes, Agaricales, Marasmiaceae. Bases 1 to 1278 code for a protein of 425 amino acids. The record is from RefSeq and is a predicted model, not a curated record. The transcript is spliced from 9 exons.